CUGCAUUAUCUGACAAUUGAGAUUAUUUAAACGGCCCGGAAUAGUUUAAUUUAAAUAGUCAUUCAAUAAUGAUUCAACGAAAAGUGCUUAGAUCUGAAAUCAGUUCACUGACUCAUACUUCUUUCUUUUAACUUAUUAUUUAUACGUCUUUGGGUUUGAUAUACAACAAAUGCAAACAAGGAUUUUGAAUCGUGGUAUUCUGAUAUUUACAGUUUAACUGCUAUAUAAUGAACUUGGGUUCAUAGCUGCAAUAUUUUAUUUAAUAUACUUUUUUUUAUUAAUGAUCAAUUACCUUUUCAUCUAAUGGAUAAAGAAUUAUCAGAAAAAGAGUUUUUGAAUAUUAAAAAACAGAUCUUGGGAAGUCCUGAUUCCAGCAAAAAAGGAAAUUUUGACUCUGCUAUAGUAGAUCUCAUCAAUCUUUUAAAUAAUGAAAGAGAUUAUGUCACUACUAGUUCAUGUUCUGGAAGGACAGUUUUAAUAUCUGUUAAUGCUGAUAACAAAAAAAACGAAUGUGAAACUUGGUAUGAAACUCAUGAGUUUGCCAAUGAGAAGGAUUUAACAAGCACACUUCAGAAUGCUAAUGGAUACCUAUUUUUUAAAUUUGAACCUUUUGUGCUUCAUAUACAAUGUAGAACACUUAUUGGUGCUAAGAAAUUGUUUGAUGUAGUUCGAAAUUCAGGCUAUAAAGAUUCAGGCCUUGUGAUUGGUAAACACGGUAAAAUAAUUCUGGCCAUUAGAAACAAGAAUAAUUUGGAGAUACCUAUAUCUAAUGGAGAGGAGAUAAUUGUAACGAAUUCGUAUCUAAAGUACUGUAUUGACCUUGCGAACAAGAAGAUGACCAGAAACUUAGAACAAAUUGAUAAAUUUCAAAAUGCUGUAUCAUUAUACUUUCAUUCUGUCAAAAAUGAGAACAGUUAAAGCUUGUUAUAAAUAUAAAUAUUUUUAAAGGGCAGAACAAUUGUAUGUGAGAAGGAAAGUGAAAUAAAAUUUCUGUAGAAGAUUCUAUUUUAUAAUAUCCACUUCAAAUCACCUUACUGAUUACUGCUGCUCACAGUCAUUUUAUUGGUGUGGUUAUCUCACCUUGAUCAAAUUCUGUACAUGCUUUCAUCAGCUCUCAUAAGGUCCCUUAAAAUGUCUAACCGUCCAAAAGUAUUCAUUUCUAGAUCAGAUUAUCCAGAAGCUGGUAUUAAAUUACUCAGAGAUAGGUGCGAGAUUGAAGUUUACAAUUCCUUGGAGAAAGAUGUUCCUACUAAUGAAUUAUUAAACAAGUUGGUUGGGAAAGAUGCAUUAUUUAUAACUUCAAAAAAUAAAAUAAAUAAAGAGGUCGUUGAAGCUGCUGGUAAAAAUGGAGUGAAAGUAAUUGCUACAAUGUCAGUUGGGCUUGACCACAUUGACUUGGAAGCAAUUAAAAGAACUUCUAUAAAAAUAGGCUAUACACCUGAUGUUUUGACAGAAGCAACUGCUGAACUCACUGUUGCUUUGUUAUUGGCUACAUCAAGACGCAUUGUUGAAGGACACAAGACAAUUGUUAGUGGUGAAUGGAAAAUGUGGACUCCUACAUUCAUGUGCGGUCAAGGCCUUUACAAAUCAAUCGUUGGAUUUGUGGGAUUUGGUCGAAUUGGACAAUCUAUAGCUAAAAAACUCAUACCAUUCGGAACAUCUAAAAUUCUUUAUUCAGGCCCCAGAAGAAAACAUGAAGGUGAUCAAUUAGGGGCAGAAUUCAUAGACUUUGAUAGUUUACUUCAGCAAAGUGAUUUUGUCAUUGUUACAUGCCCUUUGACAUCUGAAACUGAAGGUAUUUUUACAGCUGAGAAAUUUUCAUUGAUGAAGCGUUCAGCAAUUUUUAUAAACUCAGCUAGAGGAGCAAUAGUCGAUCAAGAAUCUCUUGUACAUGCCCUCAAGAAUAAAAUUAUUGCUGCUGCUGGUUUAGAUGUAAUGACUCCUGAACCUUUACCUAAAGACCAUCCUCUUGUAAGCCUUGAUAAUUGUGUUCUCACCCCACAUAUUGGAAGUGCUACUUUGGAAACUAGGGAUGAAAUGUGCAUAUUAACUGCUAAAAAUAUCCUUGCAGCACUGGAUGGUGAAAAAAUGCCUGCUGAAUAUAUUUUGUAAAUAAAUGUUGUUGUUAUUUAUAUAUUCAUUUAAAAUUAAAAUAAAAGAGAUUAUGGUUUCAAAAAUUAUUCGAGUCUUAUAUUUUGUUCAUAAAUUUUGAUUUUAGUAAAAUUAUUUAAUUUUUAUUUACAUGACCAUUGGAUAAUAGAAUAUUUAAAACCUUUAAGUAUAUGCAUUUUAAUUAUUUUAUUUUGUCUUUUUGUUUGUACUUCUGAAAAGUUUUAUUUUGGUAUUGUAUUUUAUUUUAUGUUUUUUUAAUACUAAAUAUAAAAACCUGAAGGUUUAUA
Molecule: messenger RNA, 2399 nt
Organism: Nezara viridula (southern green stink bug)
Lineage: Eukaryota; Metazoa; Arthropoda; Insecta; Hemiptera; Pentatomidae
Source: the annotation of a GenBank genome assembly